GAUUAUUUCGAGUUCUCUCGGUAUCGUUACAGUCCAGUUACCACAUCCUCUCUCGAAAUAUCAAACGAGUACAGGCAGAACACAAUGACUUAUAUCAAUAAGAAAUCAAAAAAAGCAAAAACAAACUACGCUGCGGCUCAUAGAGGUCACAUGCGUGCUUUGGAGCACGAACAAGGUGCCUCUGCCAAGAAAAUCGUCCGCGCCAACAUCAGGGCUGAUGAGAUUUUCGCUGCUGAACAACGUGCAAAAGCUCUCGCUUCCGUCGAUCAUGCCCCAUCAAAGAGGUCAAAGAAGGAGAAGGAGAGACGUGCGGCAGCUCUUGCUGCUACCAAGAAGAGACGUCAUGAUCGCCGAGCCGCCGAAGCAUUAGCCAAAAUAGAAGCAGAAGUUGCGAGUCUUGCUCAUCAACUUUGGGAGCUCCGCUUGGCGAGGCAGGAGUUUGUAGGUGGCGAUGAUAGCAACGAGGAUGAUAAUGAUGACGAAGAAGAUGAAGAGGAAUUGAAGAACAAGCUUUCGGAUUGGUUUGGGCUCCGUCGCAAAGAUGACGAUGCGGAUGAAUCUAGUGGUGGAAAUGCCAGUGGUGAAAGCAAGGCAGGAAUGAAUGGAUGUGAUCAAGUCUGGAGCGAUGCUUUGAUGUGGUGAUUAGAUUUGUGUAAUCUGCGUUCUAGGAUAGAUAAACAAUUUCGCUGGGCUCUACAGGUCUGUGAGAGGGUUUGUGAGCGGAGUCUCAGGCUCCCUUGGUAUUUCAAACGCAGAAACAUAACGCUUCUUUUUUGUUUUGAUAGGGUGGCUAGUUUCUGAUACUCGACCAAUCUUACACAGGGUUGAAUCAAUGUUUUAGUUUCGA
Botrytis cinerea B05.10 is the source of this 847-nucleotide messenger RNA. RefSeq lists its product as hypothetical. NCBI's taxonomy places the organism in Eukaryota, Fungi, Ascomycota, Leotiomycetes, Helotiales, Sclerotiniaceae. The record is from RefSeq and is a predicted model, not a curated record. The coding region runs from base 85 to 642 and encodes 185 amino acids. The transcript is spliced from 3 exons.